AUCUCAUCAUCACGUCGACACAAUUGUGCAACACUUUCCUCCCCAUCACAAGCCAGAAACCCCAAGCCUCACAGCAUCCCGAUAGCAUAUCGUCUCUGUUAAUCGCAACAAUGGCAUCGGUAACCUCGCAAUCCCACCCACUCCUGCUCGCGACUAGUGCAGCCUACGGCGUGCUAGCCCUGGGCCACACGAUGAAAGGCCUUGAUCAAUUCAAACAUCCAACCAUGAACACGCUUCCGCUAGUGCUCCGGGGCGCCUCCAAGAUUGGCUGGUACGAAGGCAGUGGCUUCUUUGUCAUUAUGAGCAUCCUCAACUACAAAUGGUCGCAGGUUGGAGUGUACGACAUUUAUGACAAGAGCAUUGCUGCCAUCUUGACAGGCCUCUUGGCUGCCGCUGGUGCGGCUUAUUGGAAAUCCAACGACAAGCCCACCGCCCUGACGCUGGCUACCGUGGCUAUCCUGCAGGGUCUUGGCGUGAGGAACGGGUGGUACCAUCGCUCUUUCUAGACAACCGCGUGCUUAGCACGUCUCAUCCCUAUCAGCGUUACAUUGCAUGCUCGAUAUCGUACUUUGACCAAAGUUUAAGAGAAUGCAACCAUUAUUACU
Molecule: messenger RNA, 605 nt
Organism: Bipolaris maydis ATCC 48331
Lineage: Eukaryota; Fungi; Ascomycota; Dothideomycetes; Pleosporales; Pleosporaceae
Source: RefSeq, a predicted model, not a curated record